AUGGGCGUCUACCUCUCCACCACGGCCUACUCGCCCCUGGCCCUGACCUCCGUCAUCAUAGGCUUCAUCUCCUUCGUCUUCACCCUCGGCACCUUCUUCAAAGUCGUCUGGAUCAACCUGGAAACGAUGAGCGAAGCAGCACACGACGUCCACGCCUACCUCACCGCGCUGCGAACGGAACUGCUGGAAGAGAAAGCCAGCAUCCGCACGAUGCGCAAGCAGAGCAAGCGAUUCUACCGGCAAGUCAAGCAGGAAGGGACGACGGAGAAUUUGCUGGGGAUCGAAUUGGAUGAGGUGACGUUGAAGACGAUGAAUGAUGGGAUUAAAGCUUUGAUGAGGAAGUUUCGGGAUCUGGAACGGCCGUUUUUGAUGCCUGGGACGGAGGGCAUUGAUGGGUGGAAGGAUUUGAGGAGGAGGCGGAGGGGGGCGAAGAGGAGGGAUACGGAGGAGAGUGUUUCGCCUUACUAUGAGCAUUCGGCGUACGCGUCGCCUCCGGAGAAGGAAAAAGAGAAGGAGAAGGAAAGAGAGAAAGGGAGGAGGGCGCGGAGUCGCUCGCAGCCUCGCGGGCGGGAUCUGGGGUUAGAGGGGGAUGAAGACGACGUCUUCUGGGCGCAGAGGACGCAAUAUCGGCCUUUUGACCUGAAGCGGCGGUUGAUCUGGUUGGGCAAGAAAUCCGAAGCGCAGUCGCUGUUUGAGACGCUGAGUCGGGUUCAGAUCCGGCGGAUCGCGAGGCAGGUGGGUGGGAUGAGCAUGUUGAUGCAUGAGUAUGGGCAGAAGACGUGUCGUGUGGAGCAUUUGAUGGAGAGGGUGGAUGAGAGGAUGAAUCGGAUUGUGGGCGUGCGGCGCGUGGAGUGA
Molecule: messenger RNA, 855 nt
Organism: Lecanosticta acicola
Lineage: Eukaryota; Fungi; Ascomycota; Dothideomycetes; Mycosphaerellales; Mycosphaerellaceae
Source: the annotation of a GenBank genome assembly